Candidozyma pseudohaemuli is the source of this 1542-nucleotide messenger RNA. It is a transcript of the gene RRP9, whose product is annotated as Rrp9p. The record is from RefSeq and is a predicted model, not a curated record. Gene Ontology annotation, molecular function: snoRNA binding; protein binding. The transcript has a single exon. Lineage: Eukaryota; Fungi; Ascomycota; Pichiomycetes; Serinales; Metschnikowiaceae. The coding region runs from base 1 to 1542 and encodes 513 amino acids. Gene Ontology annotation, cellular component: small-subunit processome.
AUGGCCGGAGACCCCUUUCUAUCAGAUCCAUCGAAAAAGAGAAAAAGGCAGGCGAAGCCGAGCUCCACGGUGAAAAAGCAGCGGCCCGCCGCCCGCAAGCCCGACCACGAUCUGGAGAUCUCAAGUGACUCCGAUGUGGAUCCAGCAGACAUGUCCAGUGAAGAAGAAACAGCACCAGCCGAGGAACGUGAGCUCGAUUCGGACGAGGAAUUCGCCACGGAGACGGCAGCGGAAAAGAGAAGACGUUUGGCCAAACAGUACUUGGAAAACCUCAAAGAACAAGAGUUGGAAGGAGACGAAUACGAUGCCCAGGACUUGGACGAUGAUAUCUUGGCCAGAAGGCUCCAGGAAGACGCUGCCGAGGGCAAAGGUCACGCGUUCAAGCACAUUGCCGAAAAGAUCGAAAAGCAGCUAACAGACGCUGCCAGAAGCACCGCCAGAGUGGGGUCCAAGAACCUCACGGCCGUGACUGUCAGACACCCUUUUGCAUACACCGUCUCCAAGGACAUGGAGCUCAUCAAGUGGAACGUGGGCGGCAAGAAGCCGCAGAGAGUGAAGCACACCAAGGGAGGCUUGAAGUUCUCGUCGAAAAAGAUCCACCACUGUGACCAGAUCAACUGUGUUGCAGCCUCGCCAGACGGCAAGUACGUUGUCACCGGUGGCAGCGAUGCUAGGCUUAUAGUGUGGUCGCUGGAGAACCUCACGUGCUUGCGUGUCAUUGAUACCCGGGCGGCGGUGAAUGCCAUUACUUUCAGAAGAAAUAGCGAUCAGCUUUUCGCUGCUUGUGCUGAUCUUCGAAUCAGGACUUUUUCGAUCGCCCAGCAGGCCCAGCUUGAGAUCUUGUACGGUCACCAGGACAACAUUACCGACAUCAGCGCAUUGGCUCGUGAAACAUGUGUAUCUGUUGGCUCCAGAGACAAAACAGCCAUGUUCUGGAAGAUCGCCGAGGAGCUGCGCUUGACCUUCCGUGGUGGUGACUCUUUGGACAAGAAGAGAAAGAAGGACGACGAGGGUUCCAACGAGCCAUACCACAUGGAAGGCUCCCUCGAAGUGUGUUCCAUGGUGGACGAAUCGCAUUUCAUCACCGGUGCCGAUAACGGCAACAUUGCUCUUUGGUCGCUUGGAAAGAAGAAAGCUUUAUUCACACAGCGUCUUGGACACGGCCUUUUACCGCAAUUCAAGCCCUCGCAGGCCAGUGCCGAGGCUGCUCAGGAUGUAGCACAGCUUCAGGUGCCUGAAAGACAGCCAUACUGGAUUACAGCGAUUCAUUCCGUUCCAUACAGUGACUUCUUUGUUACCGGUUCCUACGACGGCGAACUAAGGCUCUGGAGAAUCGACAAGGAGAGGUUCAAGCGGUUCACACUCAUGGGAGUGAUUGGAAACGUGAAGGGAGUGGUUGUGGGCAUUGACAGUGCCGAGCUUCAGCAGGACAAGUUGGUGACGUUGUACGUUGCCACCAGUAAAGAACACAAGUUCGGUCGUUGGUUGGGCAAGGUGGAAGGCGCCAGAAACAACUUGACGAUGGUUACCUUUAAUGUAUAG